Molecule: messenger RNA, 2710 nt
Organism: Schistosoma spindalis
Lineage: Eukaryota; Metazoa; Platyhelminthes; Trematoda; Strigeidida; Schistosomatidae
Source: the annotation of a GenBank genome assembly
GUCCACGUUCAUGGUCACGCACUUUUUCAAAAUAAGGAUUUAGUUUUCGAUUGAUGGCUUAUUGUCCAAACAACACUUUUUCAGAAUUAAGAAAAAGAGUUAAUGAUGCACUUCAUGGCUUCCAGAGUUCGAAGAAUGCUUUUUUUAUAUAAAAAAAACAAAAGCAACCAAAACAAUAAAGAUUCUACAACAAAUCAGGAUGCUAACAGUAUUCCUUUUGAUAAAAAGAAGUUCGAUUUGAGGAAAGUUGAACUACUACGCACCGUCGGCACAGGAACUUUUGGUCGUGUAAUUGUGGUUCAUGAUAAAUGUUCACAACAAUACUAUGCAUUAAAGGUGUUGAUAAUCGAAGAAUUGGUACGACUGAAACAAGUAGAACAUGUCAAGAACGAAAAGUCGAUACUAAUGCAAUUAAACCAUCCUUUUAUUGUAAAACUAUAUUGGACUGGACAUGACGCGAAAUUUUUAUACAUGUUAUUUGAAUAUGUAUGCGGUGGUGAAUUAUUUAAAUACCUUCGAGAAGUGGGCCAUUUCUCAUCUGAAACUACACGAUUUUAUACGAGUGAAAUAAUUUUAGCACUGAAAUAUUUACACAGUUUGAAUAUCGUGUAUAGAGAUUUAAAACCUGAAAAUUUGCUUCUGGAUUAUUCAGGUCAUUUGAAGAUGACUGAUUUUGGAUUCGCAAAGCAUGUUAAAGACCGGACUUAUUCUCUUUGUGGUACACCAGAAUACUUGGCACCUGAAAUUCUCCAGGGUAAAGGUCACAAUCAUGCAGCUGAUUGGUGGACCACAGGAAUUAUUAUUUAUGAAAUGUUGGUUGGUCGUCCACCAUUUUAUGAUGAAAACGAUAAUCGAUUGUAUAUAUAUCAGAAAAUUGUAUCAGGAGAUUUUGACUUCCCAGACGAAAUCGUAGAUGAAAAUGCUAGAUCAAUCGUCAGGAAAUUUUUACGUGUGAAUCUCAAUGAACGACUUGGCAGUUCUAAAGAUAGUAUAUAUGAAAUAUUAGAACAUCCCUGGUUCAGUGAUAUUUGUUGGAGUGAUGUUUUCCAGAGAAAGUUAAAGCCCCCAAUCAUUCCCAAUGUACAGAGUGAUGGUGAUACCUGCUGUUAUGAACAGUAUUUUGAACAAGAUUGGUCCGAAAUUCCCUUAUCCAGUGUUAGUUCUCGUAAUUUAUUCAAAGAAUUUUGAUGAAAAAUAUAUACAUUACAAUUCAAUUCUUUUAUACACUAUUAAUGAUGUACUUUAAACACAACAAACCAUCAGUGUGUUUACUGAUCUGCGUUACGAAUAAACGUGCAGUGAUGAAAUAUGCUCAAAUCUAAGCCACAUAAUAAAACAAAAUCCAAUGUUAACUGACAAUAAAAUUGAUAUAUGAUUAAUUCUGUGAAAAUAUAUUUGUAAUUCAUACAAUGUGCCAUCACAUUUCCAAUUAAUGUAUUGCUAUUUAUAUUAUAUUUACAUCAGCAACAUUACCAUUCAGAAAUUAAUUUUCCUUCAUUUAUAAGCUCUUUAAUGCUUGUAAUGGUUAUCAAAAAAAUAAAGAAAUAUAUGAGUUUUCAUUUGUUUUGUGUGUAUAUGUAUAUGUGUAAGUCUAUUUUAAAUCUGUCGACUAAACUAAAUUGUUCUAUACAAUGUUAUUAUUAUUAAAUCUUUUCAUGGGAACAGGAUCAGAUACAUCAACAAUUAUAAUAUUAAUCUCAUUGUCCAAUUGUAUUUCACUUUAUCUAAUUCUAAAUAUCUUCAUGUAUAAAUAAAACUUGUUAUUCUGUUUAACAAAUCAGACAAUGUCUAUAUCUAAAGUAUAAAUCUUGUAUUUCAUUUGAAAAGAUGUUUCCUUAGCAAUUUUUGUUUCUUUAUUGAUUUGUUUGUUUGUUUUUUUGAAUUGUUUGUAUCGCAAAUUAUUUUCUUUCUAUCUACAUUAUGAGUUCAGAAAUACCUAUCUAUUUGAUCAUCUGUUUUUUCUUUAAAUUAUUGGAAGAACUUGGUUUUUUUGUUCUUUUUUUUAAAUUUGUAUAUGUAAAAUAAAUUGUUUUUUUCCAUGAUGUUCAUUAGAAUGAAAGUUUACAGUAUAUUAAAAUAAUAGUAUAGUUAAAUAAGAUAAUGAAUAGAUUUUCUUUUAUAAUGAUUGUGUCUUAUGACAAUAUUUAAUGUUGCCCUACAUCUUCCGGUGUUUGUUUUUUUGUUUUUCUGACAAUGUUCAAUGUUCAAAUGAAUGUAUUGUAUUUUCUUAUAUUUCAUUUUGUUAUAAUUUAUCUUUAAUAUUCUAUAAUUUAUCUGUCAUAAAAAUGAAUUUAUUGUUAUGACACAGGAAAUGAUCUUAAAUACACCAUAUAUAAAUCAACAGGAUGUCCACUUCAGAAUAAUUAAAAGUUCCCGUCUAAUGCAUUCAAUUGCUGUAAUGCAUAUCAUAAAUAUACUACCUAAACAAUUUUUGAACUAGUAAACUUAAAACAAUCUAUAUUUAAUGUUACUAAUUAUAUCACACUGGUCAUGACUGUAAAUUGGCGUGAAUUCUGUAAUUAUCAUUCUUAUUUGUAUUAUUUGUCAUUGAAAUUUUAUACGUGUUAUUAACUUGAAAUAAAAACUACUUUUUACGUGAUUUUUUCCAAAAAAUUUUCAAGUACGAUCAAUAAUAACUUCUUUACAAUUAGAUGUUAAUGAUUAAUGGCUUUUCUCUAUUUAUCAAAAUAAUUGUUUUUGUUACUUAAAA